AUGGCUCUAGAUUUGAACAAUCGCGCCAAAAUAACUUUACUGUCCCCCCUUCUGCUGCUUACUAUAUGCUCUAGAACAGUAUUUGCAGAUAAAUGUCCCCAGCCGUGCACAUGCCACGACAGCCUCAACCUCCACGUCAACUGCUCCAACAAGAUCUUGCUGAGCCCGCCCGCCAUCUCAGCAUCCACGCUGACCCUCGACCUCUCCCACAACGCCCUGGGCCCGGUUCUCAACGUCAGCUUUGUCCAGAUGCGCAAUUUGUACCUUAUUGAUCUCUCCCAAAAUGCCCUAAUCCACGUGCUGGACUGCACUUUCACUGGAAUGCUGGGUCUGAGGACGGUUCGGCUCCGCGAAAACCGUUUGACUUCACUGCCUGAAGGGCUUUUCACGGACACGGCCAACGUUGAGCAUCUCGAUCUGAGUCACAACCUGUUUACCCAGCUGCCACAAGACGUGAUGAAACACCUACCAGGGCUGAAGACGUUUGACAUUUCACACAAUCUGAUAACAGAGUUGAAACUUGGACCUCGAUUUCAGGUUCCCAGACAUAUUGAGACCAUAGAUUUGUCCCACAACCCCAUUGAAGCGGUCAGAUCCGACUCUUUCGAGAUUGCAUCACAAUGGGAAGCCAGUACAGGGAGAACAAUCAAUCUUGCCUUCUGUCGCAUUUCCUCCAUCGAGAGUGGAGCAAUCUCCAAAAUCCCCAAUAUUCACGAUCUUGACCUAACAGGCAACAGUGGGAUCACCAUGGAGAUGCUGACGGAUCUCAUAAAGGAGCUUGAGAGUGGUGCCAGAAAUCUGGACAGACUAUCUCUGGGUUAUCUGAACCUGUCAACUUUGUUUCUUAACGUAUCCUUCAACAACAUCAGUGAUGUGCCCUUAGAUGUAUUCGCAACAAUAAGAAGUCUCCGUUCCCUGGACUUGAGCAGGAACUCUGUCACAAGACUCGCUGCUGGAUUUUCUGACCUGAGCAAUCUCAAAGUUUUAAAUAUCUCCCAUAACAAGAUGGAAUCCUUCCAAGGCGAUGCUGUGAGUCAUCUGUCCAAUCUGCAGACACUAGACCUGUCUUACAACAAGCUGACUCACUCCAACCGAGUAAAUCUAUCACCACUGACAAAUCUUAUACACCUUAACAUGAACAACAACUUCUUAGGAGCUGUGAUUGUGCCGAGCAAUACAUCCAGCUUGAGUUUCCUUGACUACCACUCUAAUCGGAUCACAGAAUUCUCUGGUCUUGAUGAUUCUGGUGCUCUAGAAUUAGUGGACCUGAGUGAUAAUGACUUGCGAUCUGUUGCCGGUUUCUUGUUCCGAGGCAUCAAGCUACUGAAGCUGGCCAACUUUAGCAAAAACAGCAUUGAAACCAUAGACCAUCGGGCAUUCCUUCCUCUGUCACCACUUACCAUUGAUUUGUCUCACAACUUCCUAAAGGAUGUGCACUACAACAACUGGGUAGCCACACAGGAGUUGUACCUUAACCACAAUGAAAUAACCCAGAUAGACAAUGGCGCUUUCCAUGGAAUGACUAGUCUCGAGAAACUGGACCUGGCUCAGAACAAGCUCUACACACUUCCCGAAAACCUCUUUAAAGAUGUUAUAAAUCUGAAACAUCUCAACCUGUCCCACAACUACCUCGACAACCUGCAGUGGAUUAAUCACUUUGACCAGCUGGAGAUCCUAGAUUUAGGACACAACAAUAUUUCACAUCUGGUUACACUCUAUACCUACAGACAAAUCUCCUGCGGACGAAUAAUCCCAACUAUUUUCAGAGAUGCCAGUGAUCUCAAGGAGGUUGAUCUUUCCAACAAUCCCUUCGACUGCUCUUGCGAUUUGCUGGCAUUCAGAGAUUGGCUUCAAAGGACAAAGAUAGCAGUAUCUGGCUUGUAUGUGGUGAAUUCUUCUGCCUACCACUGCCGAUCUCCGGCAGGUAGAGUCGGUGUGCAUGUACUCCACUGGAGUGAAGAUGACUUUGAGUGCAGUAGCUCCAUGCUUUAUCUAAUCAUCAUAUGCUCUGUCGGUAGUCUCUUCAUCGUAGCUGGAGUUGCUGGUUCCGUGACGUACCGGUUUUAUAAAAAGUGGCGACAAAAAGUGCAGCAGACGAAAAAACAGGAAGAAGGAAAAGGAGAAGCAGAAAGUGGAGAAAUUGGCAGAUAUGGUUAG
Candidula unifasciata is the source of this 2157-nucleotide messenger RNA. Lineage: Eukaryota; Metazoa; Mollusca; Gastropoda; Stylommatophora; Geomitridae. The record is from the annotation of a GenBank genome assembly.